Brenthis ino (lesser marbled fritillary) is the source of this 1215-nucleotide messenger RNA. The record is from the annotation of a GenBank genome assembly. Lineage: Eukaryota; Metazoa; Arthropoda; Insecta; Lepidoptera; Nymphalidae.
AUGGAUACCACGUCACAAUUUAAUAAAUCGUUACAAAAAAUUCAAUUCGUGUUCACUUUGAGCGGUCUUACAUUUCAAAGUAAAAAAUUAAGUAAGAAGGAAAUGUUAAAAACACGAUGUAUGUAUCUAAUAGACUUUCUGUUUCUGAACAGCGGUCUACUGGGUGCUGUAUACUGGUUUGUAGAUGGUAUGCUAACAGGAAAAAAGUUUGAAGAACUAACCUUCGCAGCACCUUGCAUUACCUUUAGUUUACUUUGUGAUUUAAAACCAGCAUAUUUGAUACACUACGAAGAUCUCGUAUGCGAUUUGAUUGAGCAUUUGCGAAAACUUGAAAACAAAAGUACCAAGUGGACCAAAGAAAAAGCUGAGAUGAGAAAAAGUGAAGCAAAUUUCUUGCAUAAAAUUUUAAAGGGCUCAAAUGUAGUAAACACACUGUUACUUUUAACAUUCUCAGUCAGCCCCUUUAUUUCAAUGACGUUAAACUAUAUCCAGACUAAGGAAGUAGAGUUCAUUUUACCACUUCUCAUUAAAUAUCCGUUUGAUUCUUUCAAUAUAAAAUUCUGGCCGCUCGCGUACGUGCAUCAGUUUUGGGCAGUGGUCGUCGUGAUUAUACACAUUAUUGGACCCGACUAUCUUCUAUACGUUUGCUGUACAUACCUACGCAUUCAGUUUCGGUUGCUUCAGUACGAUAUAAAAAAUGUCAUUGUAUCCAACAAGAUGCUAACAGAGUCUGAGGAAGUAUUAUUUGAAGAAAAAUUCGUAGAGUUAGUUAAAUGGCACCAAGAGUUGAUACGGUUGGCAAGUUUACUGGAAUUAAUCUAUACGAAGUCAACUUUAUUCAAUUUCGUUUCCAGCUCACUAUUGAUCUGUUUAACUGGUUUUAACGUUAUAGCCGUAAAAAAUUUAGCCUUUGCCGUGUCGUUCUUCGUAUUUCUAGCAACGAAUCUAUUACAAAUAUACCUACUUUGUUACUUCGGAGAUCUAGUGAUGAAGUCUAGCAUGGAAAUAGGCGAUGCUGUUUAUGACAGUAAAUGGUAUUACAUCAACGCUAAAGCAGGAAAGAACUUACAGAUUGUGCAAGCAAGAGCCCACAAGCCCUGCAAACUGACCGCCUUCGGGUUCUCUGACGUCAAUCUGAGGGCCUUUAUGAGUAUUUUAAGCAGCGCAUGGUCAUAUUUUGCUCUACUUAAAACUCUAUAUACUCCAACAAAAAAU